Helianthus annuus (common sunflower) is the source of this 1672-nucleotide messenger RNA. Its product is annotated as phospholipase A(1) LCAT3. The transcript has 11 exons. NCBI's taxonomy places the organism in Eukaryota, Viridiplantae, Streptophyta, Magnoliopsida, Asterales, Asteraceae. The record is from RefSeq and is a predicted model, not a curated record. The coding region runs from base 137 to 1474 and encodes 445 amino acids. Gene Ontology annotation, biological process: lipid metabolic process.
AAAACGGAAUAUUAUCUUUUCAGAGAUCUUCCAGUUUCCGUUCACAACUAUAAAUACACACACAAUAAUAAUAUAAUAAUAUUAUUACUUCCGUUUCGUUGUUGAUCAACUCCAACUACCCGCUGCAUUUCCCAAAAUGGUGGGUGGAAAAUGGUGGUGCUUCGGUAACCGGAGCUCCGGUGACGAUGUGGGUGAUCUUGACCCGAUAGUUCUGGUGAGUGGCAUAGGUGGGACUAUCUUGAAUUCCAAGCCAAAGAGUUGGUUUGGGAUCACCACCCGUGUUUGGGUCCGUAUUCUUCUUGCUGAUUUGGAGUUCAGAAAGCGGGUCUGGUCUCUUUACAAUCCGGAAACUGGCUACACAGAAGCAUUGGAUGAUAGUUCUGAUCUUGUCAUUCCACAAGAUGAUUAUGGACUCUAUGCAAUUGAUAUUUUGGAUCCCUCAUUGUUGAUAAAAUUGUUACACUUGACGGAUGUAUACCAUUUUCACGACAUGAUCGAUAUGCUUGUUAAUCAUGGAUACAAGAAAGGAACUACGUUGUUUGGAUAUGGAUACGACUUCCGCCAAAGCAAUAGAAUUGAGCAGUUAAUAGAUGGCCUCAAGGAAAAGCUUGAGACUGCGUAUACGGCUUCAGGGGGUAGAAAAGUCAACCUUAUAUCACACUCCAUGGGUGGAUUGCUGGUUUCAUGUUUCAUAUCACUCCAUUCUGACGUGUUUGCCAAGUAUGUGAAUAAGUGGAUAACCAUUGCAACCCCUUUUCAAGGUGCACCUGGAUGCAUCAAUGAUUCUCUUUUAACUGGAUUACAAUUUGUGGAGGGUCUUCAAAGCUACUUUUUUGUAGGAAGAUGGUCAAUGCAUCAAUUGUUGGUGCAAUGCCCGUCUAUAUAUGAGAUGUUGCCUAAUCCCGAGUUUAAAUGGAAAAAGCAACCUGAAAUUUUGGUUUGGAAAAAAGAUAUAGAAAACGGAGAAGAUUCAGUUAAACUCGAAACUUAUGGUACAUCUGGAAGUGUGGGGUUGUUUGAAGAAGCAUUGAAGGACAAUGUGAUAGAGUAUAACAAGAAGACUAUACCUUUGCCAUUCAAUUAUGAUAUCUACAAAUGGGCUGCCACUACACGCAAGAUGCUAAACAGUGUGCAGCUACCCCAAGGGAUUGAGUUCUACAACAUUUAUGGAACAUCGUUGGAUACACCUUUUGAUGUUUGUUAUGGUUCAGAAAUGGAUCCAAUCAACGACCCAACUGACAUAUGCAGUACAUUGCCUGAAUACUCAUAUGUGGAUGGAGAUGGAACAGUCCCCGCCGAGUCUGCAAUGGCAGAUGGAUUUGAUGCAAAAGAGAGAGCAGGAAUCCCGGGUGCUCACCGAGCACUAUUAAGAGAUGAACUUGUAUUUGAAUACAUACGAAAGUGGUUGGGAAUCCAAGAACCGAGUAUCUCGCGCGUAAAGACCUCUAAAAUUGUUGAUGUUGGUUCGGCUUGAAGCUUGGGUAAUAGUUUAGUAGUAUCUUACAGCAUGCAAAAGUACGUGCAAGUCAUUAAUGGACUAGUGGUUAUGUAUCUGUUCAGCUGUAAUCUUAGUUUAGAUUCUCUACUUUGUUUUGUUAAUGUAUGUACCAUGUGAAAUUAGUAGUAACUGCCUUUAAAAGUCAAAACAAUAAAUUAUUAUAUUACUCCUGUA